Molecule: messenger RNA, 2142 nt
Organism: Microsporum canis CBS 113480
Lineage: Eukaryota; Fungi; Ascomycota; Eurotiomycetes; Onygenales; Arthrodermataceae
Product: nucleolar protein 10
Exons: 2
Coding region: 1-2142 (713 amino acids)
Biological process (GO): maturation of SSU-rRNA from tricistronic rRNA transcript (SSU-rRNA, 5.8S rRNA, LSU-rRNA)
Cellular component (GO): nucleolus; nucleus; 90S preribosome
Molecular function (GO): protein binding
Source: RefSeq, a predicted model, not a curated record
AUGAAGCUUUCCAACCAUUCAGUGGUACCGGUAUAUACGAUAUCUGGCUCCUCUACCGCACGACCUCUUCCAGAAUGGCUUGCCAGAAGACGGAAGCGAAGCUUGAAGGCGGACGCAGAGUAUUCAAACCGGGUGGAACUGCUUCAAGAUUUCGAGUUUGAAGAAGCAAGUCAAUGUAUCCGUGUCAGUGAGGAUGGACAGUGGGUAAUGAGCACAGGUACCUACAAACCACAAAUGCAUGUACAUUACCUUCCACAUCUAUCGCUCUCAUAUGCCCGCCAUACAAUAUCCUUAAAUACAACGUUUCUGCUCCUGUCAUCAGACUAUUCAAAGUCGCUACAUCUUCAAUCGGAUCGUUCGUUGGAAUUCCAUACUCCUUCCGGAUGCCAUUACACCACGCGCCUACCUCGGUACGGCAGAGAUUUAGUGUACGACAGGCAGUCCGCGGAAGCGCUCACUCCUGCUGUCGGAGUCAAUGAGAAUGGCAUGGGAGAGGUGUUUCGUUUAAAUCUAGAACAGGGUCGAUAUAUGCGCAGUUACGAGGUUGAGGUUGGAGGAGACGAUUUCACAACUCUUGGUGGAGGUGCUCUCCAAGGUGGUAUACACACCGGAAGUGUGAAUACAGGGGCAGUGGCCGAGGAAAGCCACAACCUGCUUGCCUUUGGGACGUCUAUUGGAACCGUUGAGCUUUGGGACCCUCGCGCAAAAGCAAGGGCUGCUAUCCUUUCACCCUACACCAAAGAUAAAUCCGAAAUCACCGCCCUGGAAUUUAACAGAUCUGGCCUCACCCUUGCAACUGGCUCAUCUACCGGUCUCAUUCAUUUAUAUGACCUUCGAUCACCAAUCCCUCUUCUUGAAAAGGACCAAGGUUAUGGGUACCCCAUCCACACAUUAACAUUCCUUACCUCGUCUAUAUCGACACGCGAACAAACAAGUGAUCCGAAAAUUAUGUCAGCAGAUAAGCGCAUUAUCAAAAUAUGGGAUCAACGAGAUGGUACUCCAUGGACGUCCGUAGAACCGGCGGUUGAUAUCAACAGUGUAGCGUGGUGCAAGGACAGUGGCAUGAUACUAACGGCGAACGAGGGGAGGCAGCAACACUCCUUUUUCAUUCCACAACUCGGACCAGCACCUAAGUGGUGUGCUUUCCUGGACAACCUUGUUGAAGAAAUGGCAGACGAUCCUAACGACCCACACGCAUUUGUCACCGGCCAAUCUGGCUCUGUUUACGAUAACUAUAAGUUCCUCACAGUUCCUCAGCUACGUGUACUGAACUUGGAUCAUCUUAUUGGAACUACAACACUGUUACGCCCAUAUAUGCAUGGUUACUUUGUUGCUCAACGCUUGUACGAAGAGGCACGAUUAAUUGCAAAUCCAUUCAUAUGGGAAGAAGAAAGGGAUAAGAAGAUUAAAGAAAAGAUUGAUAAAGAGAGAGAGAGCCGCGUUCGUGGAAAGAAGAAGGUUGCGGCGAAAGUUAACAGGAAACUCGCGGAAAGGCUGCUUGAGAGGGAAGAGAAGAGAGAGCGACUCCAAGCACAGAGGGUACUGGCACAAGGAGGCGACGAGGCUACUGAAAAAGAAAAGAAUAGCUCUGGCACUACCGAGCCCAGCACUGGUGGUUUACUUGGGGAUUCGCGAUUCAAUAAACUAUUUGACGACCAAGAUUUUGCCAUUGACGAAAACUCGAGAGAAUACCUUCUCACACACUCAGGAAAUGCUCCAGCAGCAACUGCUAGACCUGAGAGAGGGUUGACGGCUGUUGAGGAGGAACUUAUCGACGAGGUACCGGGCUCAAGCUCAGACGAGAUGUCCUCCGAAGAUGAUGAGCCUCGAACAGCGCGAGAGCCUUCUUCGAAACAGAUUUCUACCGCCUCCUAUAGGCGAAAUAAACCCAAACAGCCUCAAAUGCAAGUGACCUCGUCUUCUAAGGUCUCACGAACUCACGACCAUUCCUUUGAGUCCAGGGUUCGCAAACACCAGACCAAGAAACGACCUUCAAUGGGUCGAUCUGGGGGAGAAAAGACAAUAACUUUUGCUCCACAGUCGAAGCCUAAACCCAGGCCAGCAGUUGACAACAUUGAUCGAGUGAGUUACCAAAAGAAAGAUCGCAGAAGCGCUUCCGGAAAUACGUUUAGAAACAUGUAG